Anopheles marshallii is the source of this 3561-nucleotide messenger RNA. RefSeq names its product liprin-alpha-1 (gene Liprin-alpha). Gene Ontology annotation, biological process: synapse organization. The transcript has 17 exons. Gene Ontology annotation, molecular function: protein binding. The record is from RefSeq and is a predicted model, not a curated record. Gene Ontology annotation, cellular component: presynaptic active zone. NCBI's taxonomy places the organism in Eukaryota, Metazoa, Arthropoda, Insecta, Diptera, Culicidae. The coding region runs from base 11 to 3484 and encodes 1157 amino acids.
AUAGUGCAAAAUGUGGAACAUGAUGUGCGACGUGAUGCCGACCAUCUCGGAGGACACCAUCUCCCAGCGGUCGUCCCAGUUCAGCGGCGAGGAUGCCAACUUCGAGCAGCUGAUGGUUUCGAUGCUGGACGAGCGGGACAAGCUGAUGGACAGCUUGCGCGAAACCCAGCAGCGGAUGGCCGACAUGGAGAUGAAAAUCCAAGAAGUGGAAAAGGAACGGGACAGUCUACACCGUCAGAUUGCGGCCAAUUUGCCACAGGAAUUCUCGACACUAACCAAAGAGCUAACGCAGGCCCGCGAGACGCUGCUCGAGCGAGAUGAAGAAAUCGGAGAGCUUAAGGCGGAACGAAACAAUACCAGGCUCCUGUUGGAACAUCUCGAGUGUCUGGUGUCCCGGCACGAGCGUUCGCUACGCAUGACGGUGGUGAAAAGGCAGGCUGCGUCCCAGAGCGGUGUAUCAAGCGAGGUGGAGGUGUUGAAGGCCCUUAAGAGUUUGUUCGAGCACCACAAGGCGUUGGAUGAGAAGGUUCGAGAGCGGCUCCGAAUAUCGUUAGAAAAAAAUAAUGAGCUGGAAGAGGAACUCAACCAAACCAAAGAGGAGCUUCAACAAUACAAGUCCGGCGUAUUAUCUAACCAAUCUGACCCCUCGUUGGAUAAUAGCAGCGAAAAGAAGGACGCAUUGAAGAAUGGUGAGGCCGGAGAAAUGAUCGAUUACAGUGCGAAAACGCACGAACUGCAAACCAUCAUCGAGAAGCAAACGGCAGAACUGUCCCAGUGGCAACGGCGCGUCUCCGAUCUGAACACCAAGAUCAACGAAAUGGAGGACAACAUGUGCAAGCUGCAGAAAGAGUAUACCAAAUCGCAGGAAGCAUGCGUGAAGCUGCAACGUGAUCUGCGCGAAAACGUUGCCCAGAAAGAGGACCAAGAGGAACGGAUCGCAACGCUCGAGAAGCGUUACCUUAAUGCACAGCGCGAAUCAACCUCACUGCAUGAUCUAAACGAAAAGCUUGAACAGGAAUUGCGCCACAAGGAGGCUCAGCUAAAGCUGCAAGAGGGCAAAAUAGCAGCAAUACAAGAAAAGCUAGAACUGUCCGAGCAAAAGUUGGCACAGUUCUCGAAAUUGCCUGAAAUGGAGGAACAACUUAAGGCUCGUAUGGAAGCCCUAACACAGGCUCAAGAGCGGCAUGGUUCCGCGGAGGAUAGAAUAACGCGCCUCGAAAACAGUGUGGAGGAAAAGAAUGCGGAAGUCAUGCGUCUGAAUCAAAGACUGAAGAUGAACGAAGAGCACAAUCAGCGGCUAUCGUCGACGGUGGACAAACUGCUGGCCGAGUCGAACGAUCGAUUGCAAGUCCAUUUGAAGGAACGCAUGACGGCGCUCGAGGAAAAGAAUACGCUCACGCAGGAGCUCGACAAGGCGCGUAAGUACGCCGAGGAGCUGUGCCAGGAGAAAUCCGAUAUGCUCAAGGAGAUCGCAAAGAACCGGCUAGAGAUGGAAACAUUCAAGCGUCAAAUUUUGCAACAGGAAAUUGCGUACAAUAUUCAACAAACCGAAGCACUUACCAGAAGCUUAUCACCAAAUGCGGUCGGCAAUGCGUCUGCCAACAGUGGAUUCUCACGCAGCGGUUCGGCCACAUUCAGCACACACAGCUUGCGGCGGAACAAGCCGACACUCGAGGAGGAACACUUUAAUCGUUCGAUGGCGGAACAGGACUGGAACAAGCUGCAGCACAUGGCCAAUGCACAAGUAUUUGACGGGGGCGUUCUCGAGGGCGCGGAUGAGGCGGACAAUCUGUUCGGCACAGGCGAUAUUAUAUCACCGACCGGACACACCGAUGCACAAACUUUGGCCAUCAUGCUGCAGGAGCAACUUGACGCAAUCAAUAACGAGAUCAGGUUAAUACAAGAAGAAAAACAGUCCACAGAAGCACGAGCCGAGGAGCUAGAAUCUCGUGUCGGAAGUUUAGAGCACAUGAAUCUGCUGGCCCGCGGACGCUCGAUGGACCGUCAGAGUCCACCGCUCAGUGGCAGCAGCACACCAAACAGUCCAAACCGCGAUUAUCUUCAAAAGUAUCAUACGGUACAGUUGGCGCAUCUUCAGUCGGAAAUGCAGCAUGACGAUAUGGGAAAUCCAGAUCAUGAUAUGUCGGCUGGCGGUAUUGGCGGAGGCGAUACCAGUUCUGGCGGAACUAUAUCACCGGCCACUGCACGCACAAUGCGGCUGGAACGGUUCGCCCUAGCAUUAGCCCACAGCCAAGAAGAGCUGAAACGGAAUCAUUUUGUCGCCAGCAACACGUACGGAAUGUCCCCGCUAAACUCACGCCAUGGAAGUCAGGAAUCGUUGAAGCACUUAAGUAUGGUUAGCUCGUUAAGUUCCCUACAAACGCCAACCGCCAGUCGGGGAGGAGAUGCCGUAUCGGCGGCUCAAAAGAAGAAGGGCAUUAAAUCCAGUUUAGGACGGUUCUUCAGUAAAAAGGAUAAGGUAAAGGGCGUAAAGGAUUCCUCAAUGCCAGACGGCUCUACUAGCAUGAUGUCGAUGAGUGGGUUAUCGCUUAUUAGCGACAUUGAUUCCACGUAUGAUAACAUCAGCGUAUCUGGUUACAAACCAACGGGCAAGUCGAAUCCGAUCGAUUACACUCGACAAAAGAAAAAGGAACACGACUAUCGGCAUGAUCUGUUGGGCGAAGCGAUGAAAGCUGGCACACCGUUCGCACUGUGGAAUGGGCCAACAAUUGUGGCUUGGCUUGAGCUGUGGGUCGGCAUGCCGGCCUGGUAUGUGGCGGCUUGUCGUGCCAACGUAAAAUCCGGUGCCAUUAUGAGCGCUCUGAGCGAUACAGAAAUACAGCGUGAAAUCGGUAUCAGCAAUCCACUGCACCGGCUAAAAUUACGUCUUGCCAUACAGGAGAUGGUGUCCCUGACAUCGCCAUCCGCACCGCAAACCACGCGGACAACGCUGGCAUUUGGUGACAUGAAUCACGAGUGGAUAGGAAACUAUUGGUUGCCUAGUUUGGGUCUACCUCAGUACCGUACUACGUUCAUGGAGUGUCUGGUAGACGCUCGCAUGUUAGAUCACCUCAACAAGAAGGACCUGCGCGGCCAGUUGAAGAUGGUGGACAGCUUCCAUCGGACUAGCCUGCAGUACGGUAUAUCCUGCCUGAAACGGCUAAAUUACGACCGUGCGGCACUGGAGGAGCGACGAAAGGCGUCCGAAAACAAUCUCAGUGAUGUGCUGGUGUGGACAAACGAUCGCACAAUGCGAUGGGUGCAGAGCGUUGGCCUGAAGGAGUAUGCCAACAAUCUGCUAGAGUCCGGUAUACACGGCGCGCUGAUAGCGUUAGAUGAAAGCUUCGAUGCUAAUUCCAUGGCCCUAGCUUUGCAAAUUCCAACACAAAACACACAGGCUAGACAAAUUUUAGGCACGGAAUUUAACAAACUACUCGAACUGUCGACCGAACGGCGCACGGAUCGAGAUUCAAUCAAAUCUUGACAUAAUCCUAGUCAUCCUAGUCUAAAUGGAUAAUAAGUAUGCUAUUAUUAAUAAUGAUAAUAAUAUAAAGUAAUAAU